UGUGUGUGCGCGCGCGCGCGUGUGCCCGAGGAGGAGUUGCGUCCCCCCUAUUUAUCAGCAUGACUGCCGCUCUGCACCUCUUGGCCGCGCUCUCGCAGCACAGGCCAGGCUGCAGCCUGCUGGGGACGCCGACGGGCUCCCACCCGGGAGUCUAGAUCCGCCGCCGCCGCCAGCGCAGACAAAGGCGCGGCCGGCGCUGCAGACGCGCGCUCGGGGCGGCCGGGGUGGCGCUGUGCUGCGGGGCGCGGAUCCGCCGGGCUGGCGCGGCGCCAGCCUCGCUCGCUCUUUGACCUGCGUCCCUCGCCUCUCCCGCAGGCCAGACAUCCGUCUCAGCUGCCCCCGGGCCACUGUUUCUUCUGGGCCGGCCGGCGGGCCAAGCACGCAGCACCGGGCCGGCGGCAUGGCUGUGUCCUGGAGGAGCUGGCUGGCCAACGAAGGGGUUAAACACCUCUGCCUGCUCAUAUGGCUCUCCUUGAAUGCCCUACUGUUUUGCAAAACUUUCCUGCUGUACAAUCAAGGGCCAGAGUAUCACUACCUCCACCAGAUGCUGGGUCUAGGAUUGUGUCUAAGCAGAGCCUCUGCUGCCGUUCUUAACCUCAAUUGCAGCCUUAUCCUUUUACCCAUGUGCCGGACACUCCUGGCUUUUCUUCGAGGAUCUCAGAAGGUUCCAAGCAGGAGGACAAGAAGACUGUUGGAUAAAAGCAGAGCGUUCCAUAUAACCUGCGGUGUUACUAUCUGUAUUUUCUCAGGAGUGCACGUGGCUGCCCAUCUGGUGAACGCGCUCAACUUCUCAGUGAACUACAGUGAAGAUUUUGUUGAACUGAAUGCAGCAAGAUACCGAGAUGAGGAUCCUAGAAAACUUCUCUUCACAACGGUACCUGGCCUGACAGGAGUCUGCAUGGUAGUGGUGCUAUUCCUUAUGACUACAGCUUCUACAUAUGCAAUACGAGUUUCCAAUUAUGAUAUCUUCUGGUAUACUCAUAACCUCUUCUUUGCCUUCUACAUGCUGCUGAUGUUGCAUGUUUCAGGAGGGCUGCUGAAGUAUCAAACCAAUUUAGAUACUCACCCUCCUGGCUGCAUCUUUCCUAACCGCACCUGCUGUCAGGAUGUCUCCUUACCAGAGCAUCUCUCAGAACAUUUUCAUGAACCUUUACCAGAAGAGCUUGACCAAAACACCUUUGUGAAGAUUUGCAUGGAAGAACCCAGGUUUCAGGCCAAUUUUCCACAGACUUGGCUUUGGAUUUCUGGACCUUUGUGCCUGUACUGUGCUGAAAAACUUUAUAGGUGUAUCCGGAGCAAUAAGCCAGUCACCAUCAUCUCAGUCACUAGUCAUCCGUCAGAUGUCAUGGAAAUCCGAAUGGUCAAAGAAAAUUUUAAAGCAAGACCUGGUCAGUAUAUUAUUCUACACUGUCCCAGUGUUUCUGCAUUGGAAAACCAUCCAUUUACCCUCACAAUGUGCCCUUCUGAAACCAAAGCAACAUUUGGGGUCCAUCUUAAAAUAGUAGGAGACUGGACAGAACGAUUCCGAGAUUUGCUGCUGCCUCCAUCUGGUCAAGACUCUGAGAUUCUUCCCUUCAUUCAGUCUAGAAAUUAUCCCAAACUGUACAUUGAUGGUCCAUUUGGAAGUCCAUUUGAAGAAUCGCUCAACUACGAAAUCAGCCUCUGUGUAGCCGGAGGCAUUGGAGUAACGCCAUUCGCGUCCAUACUCAACACUCUGCUAGAUGACUGGAAACCAUACAAGCUUAGAAGACUGUAUUUUAUUUGGGUGUGUAGAGACAUUCAGUCCUUCCAUUGGUUUGCAGACCUACUUUGUAUGUUGUAUAACAAGUUUUGGCAAGAGAACAGACCUGACUAUGUCAAUAUCCAGCUGUACCUUAGUCAAACAGAUGGGAUACAGAAGAUAAUUGGAGAAAAAUAUCAUGCAUUGAAUUCAAGACUCUUUAUUGGACGUCCUCGGUGGAGACUUCUGUUUGAUGAAAUAGCAAAAUGUAAUAGAGGGAAAACAGUUGGUGUUUUCUGCUGUGGACCCAAUUCAAUUUCCAAGACACUUCAUAAACUGAGUAACCAGAACAACUCAUAUGGGACAAAAUUUGAAUACAAUAAAGAAUCUUUCAGCUGAAAAAUCUGAGUUGAACCAAGACCCUAAAGAAAGAAGAGUGCAAUUUUUAAAACUUGGAACUCAGCGGAAUCAAACACUUUUUUUUGUGCCAAAGAAUAGAAAGUUUUUCUUAUUUAUGAUUAUUUAAAAUGAAAAUGCAGAGAAUGUGGUAAUAUGACAGGUUAUGUUACAUUACAUGUUUAAUCUAGAAACGAAAGAGGCCCUGAAGAGUAUUUGAUGUUAUGAUUCACUUUUUGGUGAUCAAAUUAAAAGACCAUGAUUAGGUUCACACUGUUGAUUUUUAUGACAGAUUCAAGACUCCCUAGCGAGGAGCUGAACUAGUCAGUCUGAUGAUGAUAGCUGUGGUCCUCUCUAAAUUGUUUUUGGUUGAAAAAAUACAAGAUUGAAUAAAAUUAAAAAUUUAUUGAUUCUCAAAUUAUAUUUUCAACAUUAUAUAAAGCAUACUAGCUUUAAUUUUGAAAUGUUCCAGGCAAAUAUAUUCCGUGUUUGAAGGUGCAGCACAUCACUUUGUGUUGAUACGGGUACCUUGUGUUGAUAUCUAAUCUUCUUCACUACUGAUGCUAAUACCUCUGAGAUCUGUAACUAUAUGCUGAUUGAAUCACCUUUCUUUCUUUCUUUCUUUCUUUCUUUCUUUCUUUCUUUCUUUCUUUCUUUCUCUUUCCUACCUCCCUCCCUCUCUUCCUUCCUUUCUUGUCUCCCUCCUUCCUUCCUUCCUUCCUUCUUUUGGGGAAAUCUGCCCUCCUUUAGAAUGAGUUAGAUACAAUGAUUUAAUAAGUCUUUUUCAUCUCCCAAUUUAUAUAGCAGCCAAUUUAUAUAGGCUGUUAUUACUGUGUAGUAAUGAAAAUACCAUUACUGUAAAUUGUAAAGUGACAUGUAUAUCAUUUAUAAAUAAGCAAUUAGUAUAUAAAUAGUAAUGAUUUAUUUUCUUUUUUAGAAUUUUGGGUUUAUUUUUUCAUUUUUUAGGUCUUAGGUCUGAAGCACUUAAAGUGUUUCUUAUAAUUUGCACUUUUAGAUCAAAGAGCAACCUAUCUGGCACCAGGCACUAAAAUACAAGCUCUCUCUCCUUGUUCAUGGCUGGAUUUAUAAUGGAGAUAGUGAAAGCAUAAUCACAUUCCUGAAUGGGCAUCUGCUAUUUUAUUUUCAACAAAAGCAGAAAUACUUUUUUGGUUAUUCAAAUUAAUCUUAGAAUAAGGAUUAUUUUUGUAGUCCUGUUCAGUAUCCUUAAAUUAUUAGGCUUAAUGUUAUCAUUGGAACUAUACUGCAUGAUUCUAUGAGGUUAUGGUCCUUGAUUAUUCUUUUCUCAGAGGAAAAAAAAAUCCAAUUUUCUGCCUUAAAAACUCAGACAUUUAUUCAGUUUAUUGACUUUGCUUAGUAUACAUCUAUUCAUUUCUAUCAAAUAUAAUGUUGAAAUCAGCAAUUUGUCUUGAUUUGCUGUGCCUUUGUUAAAAUUUUGUGUAUAAUAUGAUACAUGCUACUGCCUUUCUCUGUUGACUCGACAGUAGCAGUCAAGCAUGCUGCACUCUCCUGAGUGACCACAUCUUAGUUGCUUGUCUGUAUUUCUUUUCCUCAGAAUUCUUUCAUCUCCUUCUGUGGAAAGAAAAAAAGCCCAAAAAACAAACAAAAAUUAUGGGAAUGUGCAGUAUUCCUGCAGAGUUAGCUCUAAAGGCAUGUUUAAUAAUCAGUGUAUCUUGGUUAGACUUUCUAAAUUAAAAAAAAAAUUCUUGAUAACACAUAGCAGAAACAACUCAUGAAAGAAACUUGAAUUAUCCUAGCUUGAUGUGCAGUACUGACAUUUUGGUGAUGCUAUUCAUGUAAACAUCUAAAACAUCUCGUUUCAAUAGGACAAAUUUCUUGAAAGAAAGCUGGUAUUUCAGAGCAGGUCUGCCAUGCUAUGUGAACAUCCUUCCAAUUCUAAAUCCCAGUAGAAAACUUAAAAAGAAAAUAAACAAAUAUAUAAAUUGAAGUAGAUAUUCAAUUAUUAAAUAUUAAACUUAGUUUUUGUUACUGUGGAUGGGAAUGAAAUUAAAUCUUUAUCACAUACAUAGUAGAGAGCUUUGCAUUGUUUUGAAUGAUUUCAUGGCGAUAACUUGUCUUAAGUCUUAAAUGACUAAUUUUAGUGGCAAUAAAUACUAAAAUUGCAAUAGUGUCUGUAAAUAUCUUAGAAGCUUACUUUACCUUUGCAACAAAUAAAAUAGCAACAUUUCUUCACAAGAAAAUGCAAGCUUAAGAAACACUCUUUAUUUGUCUGGAAUCAGCAUUCAAAUGAACAUUGUAUGAUAAUUUGGAUUCUGAUGCUAUCUGUGUCUUAGAUUAAUUGUGUGACUACCAAAUGCCUUCUAACUCUACAGUUUUCUUAUUUGGAUGUUAGCUUUUUUUCGAUAGUUUGUCUUUUUAACAUCAACAUGCAUAGGAUGAGAUACAAGCCAUUACAUAUAAAUUACUAGGCCAUCAUUAGAAACUCUGGGUGAAAUGACUAAUCAGUAUCAGUCAUUUUAACCCAUUCAAUACUUUUCUUUCGUAAGAAACUAUCAAAUUUUUGUACUAUUAUACUAACAAGUUCAUUUGUGAACAAAUAAUUCUUUGUAUGUCCUAAGUCAAAAAUUUAGUGUAUUUCAAUAGUUUUCGGUCUUCUUGGAUAUUCUUAUUUAUGCAAAGGAAGACUGUGAUUUUACAUAUAAAUGAUAAUAAAAGACCUUACAUCAUUAUACAUAUGUAGGUAAAUAAACACAUAGUAUGUAGUUAUACAUAUUCAGAGUUUAGUUUGCUUUUUAAAAAUAAUUUCAUGUAAAAAUGAAAUGCUUGGUAGUUCUUCAUUUAGUGAUUUGAAAAUCUCAGCUGGGUGACUCUGUUAUUAUAGCCACUUGAAAAAAGGAAUAAAUGAAAUGUAGAUCAGCUGUAGGCUAAAGUGAUUUAAUUUAUAUAAUCAUGUUAUUUAUAACUUCCCAAAUCAGUCUUUAUUUUGAGUAUUUACAGAAGGCAAUGGUUUUAAAUUAUAAUAGUCUUCAAGAGGCUUGUUAGAGAAUGAAAGACUUUUGUCAUCUAUAGAUAAUGCAGACUCUGAAGAUUCCUCUUUAUGUUAAGGAGAGAAAUUUUUAACCAAACAUUUUGUUUUGUUUUUGUUUUGUUUUGUUUUGUUUUUCCUUUAAGGAUGACUAUACUGGAUGCCCUAUGAGUUUUCUAAACAAAUCAAUGGGACAAAUCUUUAAAUAGAUACACAUGACAAUUUAUUUUUUAUGCUACUUAGAAAAUUUCUAUUUGUUUAUAUUAUAAAAAUAUAAAACAGUGAGGUUAUGAGUAUUCAUAUUUUGCAGUGGAGGAAACUGAUGUCCAAAGAGAGAUAAUAACUUGUUUUAAGACCUCCGUCAAGUUUGUAGCCUAGCUGAGACUAGUGUUCAAUGUUCUCAGCUUUGCUACUGGAAGGCUAUUUCGACUUCCUCUUGAAUUAUACAUUUAUUAAAUUAUCUAGUCCUGUUAGUUUAAAUCUUUCUAUAAAAAAUCCCUACCUAGUAUUGGGAAGAAAAUAAGAUAAUUAAUUUCAAGUACAAAUGCAGAAAAUUAUGUUCUUUCUAAUCUAACUUCUGAUUCUAAAUUUAUUGGUCUUAUAUUUUGCCAUUCAGAACCUUUCAGCUACCCGUGUUUAAACUUAAUAAUUUUGAUAAUGAUAUUAGAUUCUCCAGAGCUGUGCACUGGAAAAAUACAUAGUAGUAAAGUUUCUAGGAAAUGUUAACCCUAUAGUUUUAACUUAGGUUUAUAGAUGGAAGUUAUAACUUUAUCAGUUUUUAAACUACCAACUAGAACGUUUAUAUUAACAAAUAAGUAUUUAUUUUUACCUGUUCACAUGACUAUUAUUUGCGUUUUGUACAAGAGAAAAGAGUCUUUUGAAAACUAGUAAGGCAGGAAAUAAUGAAGUCAAGCGUAAUGACGUUUUAUUCCACCCACAACAGUGCAGGAAGAAGUUACUGUUUCCUCCUGUCUGAAUAUACCAUCUAUUACACUAAUUUCUUUAUUUUAUUCCACACUGUCUUCAAAGGCUAGAAUUACAAAAACAAGACUGAAUUUUCCAAAACAAAGAAGUAGACAUUUUCCAAUAUAUUGGAGCAUCCAUUUAAAGAGAAAAAGAAAAAAAACUCAUGUGGAUCUUUUAAAAUUACCAGAAGUUAAAUAAUAUUUAUUUAUUAAUUGAUAGUAUUUUAAUGCACAGUGCUGGGAACCAUGUAGGAAUUAAGAAUUGGUAAGCAUAAUAAAAUUUUCAGAGAAUCAAAGGAAUAAAGAAAAAGGAAUCAAAGAAAAUUGCUUAACAUAUCAGGACAUGCUUAUCCUUUUCUUUUUCUGUGUUGUACUAUAUUACAUUGUAUUGUGCUUAUUUUUGGCUAAUUUGGCAGAUCAUAUUGAUGGCAUGGUCAGUAAUCAUAGCUUUUUUUAGUUUUACUCUUUGGUGAUACACUCCCCAAGUAUAUACUUGAACUAACAAAAUCUAUCAAAAGGCAUAAAAUUACAUAUUAUUCCUGACUGAGAAAUUCUGCUUCUUCUUUUUUUUUUUUUUUUUUUUUUUUUUUUUUUUUUUUUUUGCUUUUAAUAGCCUCAAAGAGGCUCAAAUAUGGGAAAACUGGUAAUUUGAUUUGGGAAAUAAAAGAAUAUAGUGUUUUUUAUUUCCUUUUAGGAUUCCUUUCACCUUUUCAUUAGUACUAGAUUUUAAUGCUUUGCUUUUGGUCAGAAUCACUAGACUUCUUUAAGAAACAGAUUUGAUGAGCUGCUAUUUGACCUAGAGAAGACCUCACAUUAAAUGAAAACAAGAACCACUAAAUAAUAUACAUAGCAAUAAAGAAGAAUAGGGUUUCAUGCAUUGCUUCUCUGGCAUAUAGUAUUCAUUAAAAUUUUGUCUUUGCAAGGUCAUGCUUCAUAGCUAUUCUUCCACCCAGGGAACAAAAGCAUUCUUAAUAACUGCAGACAUUAAGAAACAUAUUCUCUCUGUUGUAUCAUAAUGAUGUAUCUGUUCACCUAACAGCAGCACAUUCAUUUCGACAUUGUUACCAAUUUGAUAUGAUUAUAUAAUCUAUUUUAGUGGUGUGAAAUCUGCACAGUGCACAAGAUGGGGACUUUGCUUACCUGCUGAAAAAUGUGUCGCAGCCAACAUGUUGGCUAAGGAGAAAGCAGUAAAGCCUUUUUUCCUCUGCGGCUGUCUUAGAGGAAUGUCAAAUAAUGUACUUAUGUUGGAAUGUGACCUAUGAUGCAUUCUUAGUUAUGUGGCUGGAGGUGUUAUUCAUUUGUCCUCCAGUUUUCUGUUUUAGGAAAGAUCAGGUUUUCAGUCAGCUUGACAUCUCUAAUGACAGGUCUGCACAUGCCCCAGAUACUACUGUACCUUUGCUUAAAAAUGAGAAUGAUCUGCUUACCAAAUGGCAUUCACAAGAAAUCGUUUUCACUGUAUUUUAUUCCCUACAUUUUAGAAUGUAUUUUAAAACCAGUGGUAAGGAUGGUAGAAAUUACUUUAAAAAGUAGAAAUAAUUCAUGUUAUUGUAUGGUGAUCUGAGGAAGUCUUGAAGAUCAUUAUGUAAAACAAUCACCUCAGUUAUGCUCCUACCACCUUAAGGCCUAUAUUGUCGGUGUUUUGGGCUCUUUGCUAUUGUUGUUUGUCUUUUUUGUUUCACAUAUUUCUAGGAAUUUGUUUUAUAUUGUUUUAUUUUGUUUUCCCUCUAGCACAGAAAGGACAGGUAUACCUGUAGAGACUCAUACAUGCAUAGAACUUCUCCUAAACAGUUUAUGAGAAUUGAUUAUAUAAUGCAUGAUGAAAUGAACAGCUACUUUGAAGAAAAAGAGACACUAAGGUACCCAGUGCUGACUCUGUAGUGUCAUGCUGUGAAAUCCAGCAAUAUUAUCACUGUUUGAUCUGAGUGAUUUUAGUCUGUUAUGAAUUGUUUUAAUUUCAACAUACAUGAAGAUAUGGACAGCUAUUUUGAAGACAAUGAGGGACAUUAUGGCAGCAUUGUUGACUUCUCUAUUAUCUGGUUUUGAAGACCUAAAAUGCCUUCAUCAUCCUGUUCUGAUCAGUCUAAUACUAUUUUAUUUUGUAUGAUUUCAUCGUGUGUGAGGAUAUGGACAACUGUUUAGAAGAAAACAGACAAUAUGAUAGACAGUGAAGAUCUCUUGUUGUCUUGCUUUGAAAUCUGUGUCUCUUACAUUGUUUUCUUCUGAUCCAUUUUUUUCUGCUUUGUUAUGUUUAAUUUUACCCUCUCUAAAAUAAAAUUUUAAAAAAUAGAAAUAAUUGACUGCCAUGCUGUUUAACUUUGAAUAUUAGCCGGUGUUGUUAGCCUGUUAGUCAGCCAUCCCUAGUGGUUUUUGAAGUGAGUAAGAUCCUAGGUGAGGAUGCAGGGCACAUAGAGCCUUCUUCAUCCUUAAAAUAUAUCGGAUCGUUUAUUUAAAAACAGAAGCAAUGUCUACCUCUGACUAAUUUAUAGGGCUGCAGUGUGGAAAAGUGUAGAGAAAGGAAUGCGAGAAGGAUGUGAAGAGAGAGAUUUCCGGGGCAAAUUUCUUUAGUCCUUUUUUAUUAUGAGUAAGAAUAAAGCACUGUUUUAAGAAAGUAAAACAAGUCUUCUCUCCAUUGUACCUGGCACUGUGUUCUGAGCAAGCUGAGAGGCACAUACCCAGGGGCAGUCAGCAUCACUGUCUUUGUUCUGAGAUCUCCACAAACAAAGCUGCCUUUCUCUUUGGGUUUAAUAUAUGCUUCCUGAAUUCCUCUUCCCUUAAUUUUGUUCCAGCCCUGUUUGCCUAGAGAUCAUUGUGACGAUUUAUGAAUAUUGAAUUAGUAAUUGGAAGGUGAUAUAAGUUACCCUCUUCAUUUAAGAUACAAUGGAGAAAAGUACAUGUUUAUGAGACAUUCUACUGAAUUAAAACUAAAUCUACUAUCUUAGAAAUAAUUCUGUAAAGGAAAACCUACUGCAUUGUAGCUACUUCUUCCUAGAUGAAACUAAAAUAAAUUUAUUGCUUUUUUUCUUUAAUGAAGAUGCCUCACGUGUUUUAACCAAAACUCACAUUAUUUGGUAGACUUUUGUAUUUAAAUUGUGUUUGCUCAUCUUUAUGGUAGAUUAUAAGAAAAAAUUGCUUGAAUGAAAAUGAAAUUCAUAAUAAUGUGUAGUAACACUUUCAAACUUUCCUAGAAUUCAGUGACAGCAGAUUUGCCGAAGGGAGGAAGUGUCAUCCUUCCAUCAGAAUGUGAGAUGUUUGGCAAUCCAGCAUGGCGUUUGAUUCUUGUCUAGUUAAAUGGAGGUGUGAAGUUAUAUAGUGCUGGAGAGGAAGUGCAAAAUCAAGUUCAAUACUUGUAAAAAUUGAAAAAUGCAUUUAUUUUUAUAUGUGUUUUGUUUCUGUAAAAUCAUAGUACAUUUGUAGAAAAACGUUAUUGUUUUAGAAAAUGACUUAGUGGUUAAAAGUUAAGUAGACAGAGUUCAUCAAAUAUACCUAAAAAUGAGCUGGGGAUUUAGCUUAGUGGUGUAAGUGCCUGCCUGCCUGGCAAGUGCAUGGUUGUGAGUUUGAUCCCCAGACAGGGGGUUUUCAUCCUAAAGAGAGGCCAAAUAAUCAAACUACUCAUUCAUGUGAUGACAAUAAAAAAAGUAAUGUUUAAGGAAUGGUCCUUUGAACCACAAGAAUUGUCUUAUUUCUAGGCUUAACAACAUUUGUAAUUUCCUUUCAGCAGUAUGUGUAAUUGGAAAUACAUGAUUCUAUUCUUCAAGUUUAGCAGGCUGAGAUUGGAAUUUGAGUUUUAUUUUUUGUUUGGUUUCGGUAUUCUCCAUUUCAUGUAACUGUGUCCAUUAAAAUAAAUAGUAAAUAUGUAUGUAAUUUUAAAAUGCUAAAACUGUAUGUGUUUGGUACAGAAAAUUAUUAAAAUUAAUAUGUUCAUUAUGAUAUCCAGCAAACCUUUCUAUUUGAUAAUAGAGGAUUUUAACUUUAAAUAAAUCUUGAGUAUACUGUGUU
Molecule: messenger RNA, 10081 nt
Organism: Cavia porcellus (domestic guinea pig)
Lineage: Eukaryota; Metazoa; Chordata; Mammalia; Rodentia; Caviidae
Gene: Nox4
Product: NADPH oxidase 4
Exons: 18
Coding region: 401-2119 (572 amino acids)
Biological process (GO): defense response; superoxide anion generation
Cellular component (GO): NADPH oxidase complex; plasma membrane
Molecular function (GO): superoxide-generating NAD(P)H oxidase activity
Source: RefSeq, a predicted model, not a curated record